Messenger RNA from Silurus meridionalis, 1300 nucleotides. Its product is annotated as tetratricopeptide repeat protein 39B. NCBI's taxonomy places the organism in Eukaryota, Metazoa, Chordata, Actinopteri, Siluriformes, Siluridae. Gene Ontology annotation, molecular function: protein binding. The coding region runs from base 1 to 1170 and encodes 389 amino acids. The record is from RefSeq and is a predicted model, not a curated record. The transcript has 12 exons.
AUGGACCUGCCAUCUUCUAUAGAGGAGUGCACUCUGGCUCUCAACCUGCUGCUGAAUAACAAGUUCACUGAAGCUCUGGACGUUCUCCGACCCUGGUUCAGGAAGAGAAGUUCGAUGGAAUUUGGGCUGGCCCAACUAAGAGAAGGAGCAAGUUACAGUCUAAGGUCCAUCUUGUGUGUGUUAACACUGCUGCUGUACCACACCUACGUCUGCCUCAUCCUCGGAACAGGAGAAGGGAAUUUGGUGGAAGCCGAGGCUCUGUUAGAGCCAUAUUUGGACAAAUUUCCUAAAGGUUCCAUCAUACUUUUCUACACGGCACGGAUUGCUGUACUACGUGGGCAUUUUCAAAAGGCACAGCAGAAGUUUGAGGAGAGUAUUAGUUCCCAGCAGCAGUGGCGUCAGAUUCAUCACCUGUGUUACUGGGAGCUGAUGUGGUGUUACUCGUUCCAGCAGAAGUGGAGUGAAGCGCUUCGUUACGCCGACCUUCUGUACCGAGAGAGCCGCUGGUCUAAAGCGAUCUAUGUGUAUCAGAAAGCUGCUAUUCUCAGUAUGAUGAGUGAUGACGAGGUAAAGAACACUGGAGAGAACAUUGCAGACUUAUUCAGGCAGGUGGAGGGGCUGAAGCAGCGUUUAGCUGGUAAGUCCAUUCCCACUGAGAAGUUUGCGGUGAGGAAAGCUCGCCGAUACACAGGAGACAAACCUGUCAAACUGGUCAUUCCUGCACUGGAAAUGAUGUACGUGUGGAAUGGGUUCACUAUUGUUGGGAAGCAGCCAGACGCCACUGAAGCGUUACUGAUCACUAUAGAGAGAGCAGAGGAACAUCUGAGGAAUGAUCCCAAGCCCACAGAGUAUCACACAGAUGAUGAGUGUUUGGUGCAGAUGUUGAAAGGUUUGUGUCUCAAACAUCUGGGCAGGUUACUGCAGGCGGAGCUCUGCUUCUCACACGUCAUUGCAAGUGAGAAGAGGAUCCGUUAUGAUCAUUAUUUGAUCCCUUUCACUCUGUAUGAACUCGGCUUACUGUACAAACUGCAGGGAGACUUCGCGAAGGCAGCCAGAUUAAUCGAGGAUGCUAAGGUGAAUUAUAAGGAUUACUCCUUGGAGUCUCGGCUGCAUUUCCGCAUCCACGCUGCAUUGAACAGUCUGAAAGGUACUCCGGUCAACUCACCGUAGCAGCGAGCAAGUCCCAUCCUGACCUUUAACCUUUUACGUGCUGACCGGCGGCAGCGUCUUAUGACAUCAUCACAGUACUGUAACAUGUGACGAGUGAAACGGUCAUCUAAACUAAAGCAAACAAACCAAA